ACCAAGCUAAUAAAAAAAAGGACUUACUUAAAAAUUGUUGUUGUUUUAUCCAUAUUUUACCCUAUUAAUGGUCAUGAAUAUUCUUGUUUGAGCAAAAAAUUAUUUUUUGGUUUGGUGUAUGGAUAGAGUCCAUAUAACGGGUGCAAUAUCAAUUAGAGGUUCAGCAAUGCAGUGGUCUUUUUCAAACAAGGGUUCUUCCAUUCCUCAAAUAUUGUCAUUUAAGGAUGGUGUGGAAGAAAAGCCAAGAAAGUCCAUUAAUGACCCCUUAGCAUCAUCUGGGUUUACUUCCAUUUCUAUUGCUGAUGCUUUUGAUUCCAACCAUAAGCCAUACUCUAGCAUGGUUCAGAAAAAUGUGAAUCUUGAUAAACAAGGUGCAAACCAUUAUGCAAUGACAAGCUAUGGUGUGAAACAAUUUGGUGCGUAUUCAGUCCACCAACCCCAGCAGAUGAGGAUAUUCCCAGUCGCCAACCAACAAAAUCAAACAAUUACUGUUUCUUUGAGCAGUCCUGUUUUGCAGUCCCAUUUUGCUUCUACUGGGAAAAAUGUUAAUAAUUCACAAUCUCUUGGAGGAGUUCCAAUCAUAAGCCCUGUAUCUGUUCAUCCAGCUCCAAGUUCCAUCGUUGGGUCAACUGAUCUUAGAAAUGGCUCUAAAUCCUCUGUUGCACCUGCUCAGAUGACCAUAUUCUAUGCUGGUUCUGUAUGUGUGUAUGAUGACAUUUCUCCAGAGAAGGCUCAGGCUAUUAUGCUGUUGGCUGGAAAUGGGUCUUCAGUAACACAUAAUAAGACGCUCUCCCCAGUGCCGAUGCAGGCAUCAACAAGGCCUUCUGCUGCUGAACCUUCUGUUGGAAACAAAACCCAUAGCACAUCUCCAUGCUCAGGCCUUCCAAGCCCCAUUUCUAUGACCUCUACUACCACCAGUGAAUUGGCAACAUUGAAACCAGCUGUAGCUUUAGCAUCUGCAAAUAACCAAGCAGAACGCCCCAAGGCAGUUAUUUCAGUAGGACCUGGUUCUGCAACUCUUGUUCCAACAGUGGCUGUACCUCAGGCUCGUAAAGCAUCAUUAGCGCGAUUUUUGGAGAAGCGCAAAGAAAGGGUGAUGAAUACGUCGCCGUAUAAUGUGAGCAAGAAAUCAACAGAUUCUAGUGCCCACUGAAUCUGAUGGUGUUAGUUUAUCCAUCAAUUAGCAGUCAAGCGGGGACUUUGAAUGAGAAGUUGCUAAAAACUGAAAUUGCAUGCUCCUCAAAGAUGAAGGAAGAGAGAUCUUCUAAGAUACCUAUUUUUUGUUGAAGUAAAUUCUUUUUGUUUACAAUUGUUAGGCUUCUUCAAUUUAUUAGAUAUAUGGCAUCAAUUUUUUUUUUUUAUUAUAUAUUUGUACUUCCAGUUUUUUGAAAUUCGAUGAAACGAAGUAUCUUUUGGUUCAAGCUAACAAUGCGAAUGAAUACCUUGUUUCGCAUACCUUGUAAUUUAUGUUAACUUUCAGUAUGUUGUAAAAGUAUUAUUUUUUAUGUUGGAAUACAUUUUUGUUCCAUGGUUGUUCUAAA
Messenger RNA from Jatropha curcas, 1541 nucleotides. The record is from RefSeq and is a predicted model, not a curated record. NCBI's taxonomy places the organism in Eukaryota, Viridiplantae, Streptophyta, Magnoliopsida, Malpighiales, Euphorbiaceae.